GUUUGUGCGGUGUCACAUUUAAAUUUCGUUAAUUGCUGUUGGUUUCGCGCUUUUGGUUCAGUUAAAUUGAAAACGAAAGUGUAAACAAAUAUGCUUAUGUUGAUAUAAAUGAUUUCCUGUGGACGGUGAAGCAGCAAGGUCAAAUUUGAGGUUAGGUCUGCGAAACAUCGAAGGAUUGCGUCGGAGUACACGGAUACAUUUGUUAUGAAAGAAAGAUUAACGUCCGACACGAUGCACGCCAAUUCUUUUUGGGAAAACUAUACAACGGCCCAAGAAUGGCAGAAUAGACACAACGUAAUUUGGUGGAGGACUCGUUGUUUCGCUCUAGAAUAUGAGAAUCAGGCACUGAGAGAUAAGUUGAGAUCGUUGGCAGCCCAGAAUGUUUCACAACAGUCGCACUAUUCGCAAAAGGUGCAAAAUUAUAAGAAUCAUGACGUGGAAGAGGACGACGAAGAGACAAAGUUCACAGAAGAUAAUGAAAACUUAGAGUUCCAAGUGAACGAGGACAUGAUGAAUUUUUUGGAGCAGAGUAUAAGGCAUAAGAUCGAAUUGAAGAAGAAACGUGAAGCUGAAUCUGCUGAGAAAGAAGAGAGAAACAAGGAUGAUUGCAUUCAGGGAGGUGCUGCCUGGGUGCAAGCAAGAAACACCAAUGCAAAAUUAUUGUAUGGCGAUGCCAGCCCUACAAUUUUAGCCAUGGAAACUGCCCUACAGACUACCGUAGACAGACAUAAGGACAAAGCGAAGCCACAGUUGUGGCCUAUUAUUGCUUUAAAACCGUAGUAUUUAGGAUCGGAUACAAUUUUCUAUUUAAGCAAACUUUAAUGUAUUUUAUGAUUAAUAAUAAAGAAAUCUUUUCACUUA
This is a messenger RNA of Megalopta genalis, 861 nucleotides long. RefSeq lists its product as uncharacterized. Gene Ontology annotation, biological process: spliceosomal snRNP assembly. The record is from RefSeq and is a predicted model, not a curated record. Gene Ontology annotation, cellular component: SMN complex. Lineage: Eukaryota; Metazoa; Arthropoda; Insecta; Hymenoptera; Halictidae.